This is a messenger RNA of Nicotiana attenuata, 1036 nucleotides long. RefSeq names its product ras-related protein RABA1d. The transcript is spliced from 2 exons. The record is from RefSeq and is a predicted model, not a curated record. Lineage: Eukaryota; Viridiplantae; Streptophyta; Magnoliopsida; Solanales; Solanaceae. The coding region runs from base 176 to 829 and encodes 217 amino acids. Gene Ontology annotation, cellular component: endosome. Gene Ontology annotation, molecular function: GTPase activity; GTP binding.
AUUUGGAAGCCAGAGCUUAAUAGACAUACGUCUCCCCAGAUUCCUUCUCCACCAAAAAGGGUCAAAAAAUUACACUGCUAAUUGGAAAAAGAAAAGGGUAAGGGAAAAAAAGAGAGAAAAGAUUGGAUACUAAAGUUUACAGUGGUUUGAGGCAUUCACAUUUCGAGAGUAAGUAAUGGGUGGGUACAGAACUGAAGAUGACUAUGACUACCUAUUCAAGGUGGUAUUGAUAGGUGAUUCAGGUGUUGGCAAGUCCAACUUGCUUUCAAGAUUCACAAGGAAUGAGUUUAGCCUUGAGUCGAAAUCUACUAUUGGUGUUGAGUUUGCUACCAAAAGCUUAACUGUUGAUACUAAAGUCAUCAAGGCUCAAAUUUGGGACACUGCUGGCCAAGAAAGGUACCGCGCCAUCACCAGUGCCUACUACAGAGGUGCUGUAGGUGCUUUGCUUGUCUAUGAUGUCACUCGACAUUCCACAUUUGAGAGUGUUGAGAGAUGGCUUAAGGAGCUGAGAGAUCAUACUGAUCCCAACAUCGUUGUCAUGCUUGUCGGAAACAAAUCUGAUCUGCGACAUCUGGUUGCAGUCUCAACUGAGGAUGGGAAGUCUUUUGCGGAAAAGGAAUCCCUCUACUUCAUGGAAACUUCUGCCCUCGAAGCUACCAAUGUCGAUAAUGCAUUUGCUGAAGUUCUCACUCAAAUCUACCAUGUUGUUAGCAGAAAGGCGAUGGAGAAUGGUGAGAAUGGAAAUGCAAACGUCCCUUCCCAAGGAGAAAAGAUUGAUAUAGGUAAAGAAGUAUCUGAUGUCAAGAAAACUGGUUGCUGUUCAACCUAGAGGUAAUCUGUGCUGCUAUUUCCCGUUCUAGGUAAACUGAUAGUGUAAAAUUUUCAAGACUACCUUUAUGUUUUGAUCACAAGAGCUGCCUUUUAAGUUGGUUGGUACUAAGGAAUGUCAAUGUUAGAAAACCUUGUCUAAUGGAACACUUGUGUAGACCUCUUAUGGCUUUAACUUACUGAAUCAUUCUUUUUCUCUUUUCAAUUA